AAAAAAAUCAUUAUAAUAAAACAAAAUCGUAAAUUGCGAGAUAAAUCAGAGAAAGAAAGAAAGAAAAAAAUGGAAAAAUCGAAACCUUAUUGUCCAUAUCUCUCAAUUUGGAUUGGCCUCUCUGCAUAUAGCUCUAGCGUUCGCGGGUUUUGCAAUCGAGAUCCCUCUUCCAUCUCCAAAUCGAAGCUUUUUGGCUUUGAAUUGGAUUUUGGGUUUCGGUUUCAAAGCCAGCUCCUUUGUCUUCCUCAGAGAGAAACCAGAGAUGCAGGACCAACUCGUGUGUCAUGGGUGUAGAAAUACAUUGCUAUAUCCUAGAGGAGCUACCAACGUUCGCUGUGCCUUAUGUAACACUAUCAACAUGGUCCCUCCUCAUCCUCAUCCUCCUCCUCCUCAUGCUCAUGCAGGGAUGGACAUGGCUCACAUUGUAUGUGGUGGUUGUCGCACAAUGCUUAUGUACACCCGUGGGGCAAGCAGCGUAAGAUGCUCUUGCUGUCAGACUGUUAACCUUGUCCCUGCAACCCCACCCACCAAUCAGCCUGCGCAUGUCAACUGUGGGAACUGUCGAACAACCCUCAUGUAUCCUUACGGUGCACCCUCUGUUAGAUGUGCUGUUUGCCAGUUCGUUACUAACGUUAAUAUGGGCAAUGGAAGGGUGCCUUUCCCAACUAACCUGCCAAAUGGAACAGCCUCUCCUGAGCCAAUGCCCUCUACAUCCACUCAGUCAACACCACCGUCUCAGACCCAAACCGUCGUCGUAGAAAACCCCAUGUCUGUUAAUGAAAGUGGAAAGUUGGUGAGCAAUGUUGUGGUUGGAGUGACAACAGACAAGAAGAAAUAACCCACAAGAAAAAAAAAUGAUUGCAGUCUCUAUCCCUGCGUCUGGGUUUGUGCAUAUUACAUACGCGGACAAGUGACUGUAUAUGUUAUAUCCUUUUGACUCCUUUUUUUUAACCCCAAGAAAAAAGGCUUCCAGAAUCUCUUGUUUGGUUUUUUUUCUUUCUUUCAAAGUUGAUGAACACAAAGGUUUUUGGUCCUACAAUCUGUCAUUCCUAUUUGGAGACUUUGUAAACUUCAUUGGCCCUUUGUGGCAUUGUUAAUGUAUGUAUUACUAUAAAAA
Messenger RNA from Brassica napus (rape), 1117 nucleotides. Its product is annotated as protein LSD1. The record is from RefSeq and is a predicted model, not a curated record. NCBI's taxonomy places the organism in Eukaryota, Viridiplantae, Streptophyta, Magnoliopsida, Brassicales, Brassicaceae. The coding region runs from base 263 to 838 and encodes 191 amino acids. The transcript is spliced from 8 exons.